Molecule: messenger RNA, 1103 nt
Organism: Lineus longissimus
Lineage: Eukaryota; Metazoa; Nemertea; Pilidiophora; Heteronemertea; Lineidae
Product: polycomb group RING finger protein 1-like
Exons: 7
Coding region: 84-878 (264 amino acids)
Biological process (GO): negative regulation of transcription by RNA polymerase II
Cellular component (GO): PRC1 complex
Molecular function (GO): promoter-specific chromatin binding
Source: RefSeq, a predicted model, not a curated record
UCUCGUUUAGUUCUAUCGAGAAUGGUACAAAUCGCGGUUUGGUAAAUACUUUCAAAAUUCAUGAACCACAGAAAAAACAACCCAUGCAAGUCAUGGAUAGAGAGCAGUCUCUCUCCAUAAGAAUUCGAGAUGUCAAUCCUCACAUUGUCUGCUCACUAUGUGCUGGUUAUUUCAUUGAUGCGACAACUAUUGCAGAGUGUUUACACACAUUUUGUAAAAGCUGCAUAGUGAAGUACCUACAGACUACGAAGAACUGUCCACAAUGCAGUACAAAGGUUCAUGAGACACAGCCCCUGCUCAACUUACGGCCAGACCGAGUUAUGCAAGACAUUGUUUAUAAACUAGUGCCAGAACUUUAUGACAGUGAAGAAAGACGCAUUGAAGACUUCAAUCGGGCAAGAGGCAUUGCAAUUCACAAGAAAGAUGAGGUGGAAAAUGGUGAUAUGGCUCCAGCUGUCAAAAAUAUAUGCAACUUGCCUGAUGGUCAUCACUAUUAUCGUGAUGAACUGGUGUCGAUGUGCUUUGAUCGAUUCAGUGUGACUGCCAAAUUCAAUGAUAACCUCAUUUAUAGAUUACCGUGCCUGGAAAAAAAGUUUGUUCGGUGUUCCGUUCGGACCUGUGUCUCCCAUCUCCAGAAGUUACUAAGUGGAAGACUAAAUAUUCCAAGGACAUUAGAGAUUGAGAUAGUUUGCGGAGAACAAGUUGUGCCUUCAGACUUCAACAUCAAGCAAGUCUGGCUCAUGUUAUGGCAAGGACGGCCUUCACCAUUGAGAAUGUUCUAUCAAGUCCGGCCAAACAGAUAUAUCCCCAAUAACUUUAUCAAAUUGAGAGAACAAGACAAUAGCUUAAAUGCCCAAGAAUGGACAGGUGAACUGUAAAUUGCCAUAAAGAACAGUCAUGAUGUGCAUUUGCCAAUGAAAUCCGUUCUUCAGCUCUUGUGUUUUGCUUAUCAUGUGUCAAGAUUCUCGUUCCACGAGUGCAUUUAACAAACUAGAUUUGAUGUGAUCUGAUUUUCUAAGGAAUAUUCUUGUCAGGGAACUCUUGAUUGUACAUGUAUUUGUAAAUAUACUGUAAAUUGGAAUAAAUGUAACUAUAUUUUUAAA